This is a messenger RNA of Herpailurus yagouaroundi (jaguarundi), 1677 nucleotides long. RefSeq lists its product as uncharacterized. The record is from RefSeq and is a predicted model, not a curated record. NCBI's taxonomy places the organism in Eukaryota, Metazoa, Chordata, Mammalia, Carnivora, Felidae. The coding region runs from base 15 to 1007 and encodes 330 amino acids. The transcript has 2 exons.
ACCAGUCCUUCCCCAUGUCCUCAAGGGGCCCCCUUCUGGCCUCUCCCGGGCUGGGCCACCUGCCAGGGGCGCCUACAGGGGUGGGGAGUGCCGGCCCGCGGUGCCUGCACCACGUGCUCUGGGCGGCCAGCAGCAGCCCUCGUGCGGGGGCGGCCAGCAGCACAGCUUGGCCGCCAGAGGCCCCGCCAGGGGUGCCUCCGGCCGGCUGGGCUCAGCUGAGCCCUGGGAGGGGCUUCAGAUCGGCCGGGGCUUGGGCCGCCACGGUUGGCAGCAGGGGGCCAGUCUUCUCCCCCGCUGGCAGGGCUCUGGAUGGUCCCUGGAGGCCCCUGCCUGACACUGCCCUGGCCCGGGCCCUGGGACAGCCAGCCUUUCAGAAGUCAGGGCAGGCAGACGCGCGCCCGGUGUUGCCUUGUCUCCCCCGGGCCCUGACCCUGACGCCGACCCCUUUCUUUCUCCCUCUGAUCACGUGGACUGGGCCCAGCAGACCUGGAGAACCCUGCCUGGGGACCCACGUCCUCAUCCCAGCCAGCUCCACACUGGGCCACCUCCGCCCCGGGUCAGGCCUCAGACAUCGUGUGGGGCUCCCCCAGUCUGUGGGCCACGCAACAUCAAAGGGGGGGGAGGUUGGCCUCUUUCACCCCCUGCCCGGGAGCGGUAGAGCCCCUGUUCCGACAUCUCCCGGCACCCUCCCGCUGUCCGGGUGCUCUGGUGGCUGGCAUUUCCGGGUCAGGCGAGAGUCUGCCGGCUUCUCCACCCUGCUCGUCCUCCUGCACAAGGCACGAACCCCUCCUCUGAGCCUUCCCAAGCAAGGGGAGUGGGGGGGCACACCAUGGGCCCUGACGGAUCUGCGGGGUGGUGGCUCCAGCCCUCUGGCAGGGGUAGGGAGCCUCCCGCGGGCCGUCCCCUCGGCCUCCGGGGGCCAGCCCCUCAAGCAGGCAGGGAGGCGUUCUCUGGCUGGGGCGCCUCAGAAGACAGAGGCCUCCGGAGACUUCCAGGCAGCCUUUUAAGGAGCUGAAAGUGGUUCAGAGAAAUGGCAAAGUUUCCUGGAGAUCAUGCAAGGAACAGUUCUUGUACACCCUCCCCCCCCAAGGAUGGCUGGGGCGGCUUGGAGUUUCCCCUCUCCCAGAACCCCGCGGAAGUGGGGUGUGGAGCCCUCGUGGGGUGCUGGCAGUGAGGCGAGCGAGCCUGGUGCGGAGGCCGUAAACGCGCUUUGGUGCUGGCUGUCCAGCUGCCGCGGGCCGCCGUGCGUAAGCACGCGGGGCCUCUGAGACCGUGCCCAGCAAGCACCACCACCCCCCGCCCCCAACCUGGGGCCUGCAGGGUGCAUCCCAGGCCCCGGUGCCUGGGGUCCACCCGGAGGGAAGGUGCAGCGAUGGCUGGCUGGCUGCGACAGCUUUUCACAUGCGUUACCUCCAGGGCGGGCCCCCCCGCCCCCCACUGCGGGAGACAGGCGGCCGGGGGAGGAGAGGGUCACCUGCCCAUCCGUGCCCCUCCUUGGAAAGAUUCUCGGUCCAAAUCCUCACCUGCACGGUUGCAACAUAGCCGAGGCGCAGCCGGGCCCUUGGUCACGAGGGGACCACUCUCUCUGGAGUAACGCGGUGGCAGCUCAGAAACAGAAACAGACUGGCGUGAGGGGGAAGUGUAAGCAAAGGCCCCCAAAGAUCGGAAGAGGGUCGU